This is a messenger RNA of Cynoglossus semilaevis (tongue sole), 4556 nucleotides long. It is a transcript of the gene clybl, whose product is annotated as citrate lyase beta like. Lineage: Eukaryota; Metazoa; Chordata; Actinopteri; Pleuronectiformes; Cynoglossidae. The record is from RefSeq and is a predicted model, not a curated record. The transcript is spliced from 8 exons. Gene Ontology annotation, biological process: regulation of cobalamin catabolic process. Gene Ontology annotation, molecular function: (S)-citramalyl-CoA lyase activity. The coding region runs from base 75 to 1244 and encodes 389 amino acids.
CGCUCAGACAACAGCCAGGAAGUACUUGGGCCGCCAAUGGCCGUACGUGUCUUUGACACGUCAUUGAGGGAAACAUGGCGGCGCACGUUACCAUGUCUGUGAGACGACUUCUCCCACAGGGGAGCAACUUCUUCAUGUCUACAGCCUGGUGUUUGUAUCCUGGAGCGUUACGUCAUCACCACUGCUCUGCAGGUGCCUCCCUUCGCUAUGUACCUCGCCGGGCAGUUCUGUACUGCCCUGGUAAUGAUGAGCGGAAAUUAAAGAAACUUGCUUCACUGGAUGUCGACUGUGCAGUUCUAGACUGUGAAGAUGGUGUGGCCCUAAACAAAAAGAAUGAGGCCAGAGAGACCAUUCCCAGGAUGCUGGUAGAACUGAACCUGGGACGGACAGAGAAGUGUGUGAGGGUGAACUCUGUGUCCAGUGGUUUAGCUGAAGCUGAUCUGCAGGUCAUUCUGCAGGGUGAGGUCCUGCCUCCUGCCGUCAUGUUGCCCAAAGUGGAAGACACACAAGAGGUGCAAUGGUUUGUUGACAGGUUUCAUCACAGCUUGAAAGGAAGGCCACUGACAGAACCCAUACGACUGGUCACCUUUGUGGAAACCGCUGUGGGCCUGCUGAAUUUUAAGGUGGUGUGUGAGGAAAUCCGUCGACUUGCUCCAAGUGUUGGUCUUCACCACGACGGUGUGGUGUUUGGGUCUGAUGACUUCUGUGCCAGCAUAGGUGCCACCCGGACCAAAGAUGCUAGAGAACUCCUUUACGCCAGACAGAAGGUGGUCGUAACCACCAAAGCUUUCGGACUACAGGCUAUAGACCUGGUCUACAUAGACUACAAAGAUGAGGCUGGGCUCAGGCAGCAGGCAAGAGAGGGAGCUCUCAUGGGUUUCACAGGUAAACAGGUCAUACACCCAGGUCAGAUCCAGGCUGUUCAGGAAGAGUUCUCUCCAAGUCCAGAGAGGGUCCAGUGGGCCAGAGAGCUUAUUGCUGCCUUUGAACACCAUCAGGAAGAGGGCAAGGUUUAUCGUGAGGAGACAGGAAUGAAAGAAGACGCAAAGAUCAAACUGGUCCCAGUCUCCACCACCACCACCACCACCACCACCACCAUCAGCAGCAUCAGCAUCAGCAUCAGCAUCAGCAGCGCCGGUUCCUUCUGUUGUGCAGUAAGUCAUUAUCACUCUGAUCUGAUCUUAACGUCAUCUUCAAUGUUGGCGUCUCUCCAAAGGCUUUCACUCAACACAGGAGACAAAUAAACAAUGUCCGGGUGCAUUAGUCUAGUUUGUCAGCUAAAUUUCAAUUUCAAAUACUUGACCCUUCAUCUCAGGAUUUUUAUUUUAUUAUUUUAUUUUCUAAACUCAGAAUUCUUAGAUCAGAAAUGUAGCUCUGCCUUUAUUACAUGUCGGUCCUUUCAAACAAGAAAUAAGGAUAGAAAUCUUUGACUUCUAGUUAAAAUGCAGACUUUUCCUUUAUAAGACUGCCUCUGCUCUAACGCAGACUUUUCUGUUAGAAUGCUGACUUUUACAUCAUAAUGCAGACUUUUUUUCUCUCUGAAUGAUCCCUGUUCUCUUAAAUCUGUGAAUUUCUCAAAAAUGCAAGCAGUUGUUGAAGAAUUUUGACUUUUUAUUUGAAAAUGCUGACUCUAGGUUUUACCUAUUAGACUUAUCUCUGUGGGUUGAUAUUUUGUGUCCAAAAUCCAGAUUUUUUUGGUUUGAUUGAAGUGACAUUUCCACUUAAAAUGUUUUUUUUUCUCAUCUCUCCUCACCUGUGGCUUUAUUCUCUAACUCUCACUGAGCGUUACAUUCAAAAGAACAGACAGACAAAUGAAACAGCACUCCACCAUCUUUGUUGCAUGGACAUCAGCUGCUUGUUUUUUCUCAAAUUUAACUUCAUUCUAAAUUUCCCAUAAAAUUAACAGUUAUUGGUCUGACAGGUUGAGGUUUCAGAAUUGCUGUAAACAUUUGUAUUUUCCUGUAAAUAUGAAGGAGUGGAGUUAUUUUCUCUCAGGUUUAUCAGUGCUGGUCCUUCCCAGCGGGGGGGCGCUCUGAUUGCACCCCACAGACAUUGACAGUUCAGAAGAGCCUCUCGUUGCUCACCUUCACUUCUUGACUCCGGCGGGUUUGAAGGAGCUAAUUUGAUUGACUUUUAGCUGCACUUCCUUUUCUUUACCUUCACCUCACAGACCGUCAGUCCCCUGACAGUACGAGACCUUUCUGGUCAGUGAAUGUAUUGACAGGCAGACGCUCAGCACUUGACGUGUCAAUGCCUCGUCCACUGCGCUCCUGUUUGGAUUCUUGUAUUUCUCAUUGACGGGGUUGAUUCAUCUGACAGAUUGAAGCAAUGUUACCCACCGUAGAGGCCUCAGGUGCAGGUGGUUUAUGUGGAAAAACAACUUUUGAAGAUUAUUCGAGUUUUUCUUGGCUAUCCUUUCUUCUUUUCUUCAAGCAUUUAUUCAUGUUUUGUUGUUGUUGACUUUUGCUGACUUUCUCUUUAGUAAUUUUUUUUCUCUUUGUUUAAUUAUAUUUAAGACCAAUCAAUUAGUUGUGUUUGGGCUGUUUUCACAGCUAACUUUUCUAUAGCUCUGGUUUAGCUACCUCACCAAUAUAAUUACAUAACAUAUAUUUUCAAGGCUAACUUCUGAAAAAAAAUAAUAAAACAAAAACUGCUAGAACUUCCAGACAUUACAAAUCAUGACAUUUAUAUUUAUUAUGGAGAAUAUGAAUAUAAACAUGACUCAAAAAAGGAACCACUCCUUCCAGAGCUGUUCUGCUGACUGACGUCCAAUGUUCCUCUGUGGGCCUGUAAGGCAGGCGGCGAUGGCUGAGCAGCUUUUUCUUUUAAAAAGUGUUGACCAAGGUUUACUUCCCACCUAGAAUCCCCCGGUGCCAAGUGUGAGUUCUGAAGGUCCUCUCUCCGUCUCUGUGGUCCACCUGUGCUUUGGGGUUGCUGCCGUCCCACCAACACUUGAGAAAUAAAUCAGAUGCACCGCUGACAGCAGCUUACGGUGAAGCAGGAGGACAGGGACAGGGAAUUACGUGAUAAAAGGCAGCGUUCACGACAGAUAUUUUCACGGCCAGUGGAAUAAAAACAUUCACUUCAGAGCCGUAUAAACACUUCGCUGUUUAUACUCCCUGAGACUGAAUGAGUGUUUUUUUUUCCAAUUGGUAAAUAUUUGGAAAGUGUCAUUGCAAGGUGUUGCUAAAGUAAAAAAAAAAAGGAUUGUAUCAUGUAGCGGUGUUGAUGCCACUGGUGACGUGUCGUUGUUCAAAGAUACUCUUUGCUGCUGACAGUUUUUCAUGACUGUGCACUGGAGCAGCAUGAUUAAGUUGCUCUGAUGUUUGAUGGCUGUAGCCCUGUAGCUGGAGGGUUGUGACCAGGCUUUGUAGUUUAUCAAUAUUGCCGGGUGUAAAGCCCUGCCUAGUUGUGCAAAUGUAUAGACUUUGUUUAUAAGUUUUAAUAUACUCAAAAUAUUAUUUAAAAUGCUGUAAAACAUAAAUUAGUUACCCAGUAGACAACAUAAAGUGGGUUCAAGUCAGUUACAAAUUUUACAAUGCUAGACAAUCAAUGUUGCUAACGUUGCAAAUGCUAUAUCCAAGUCUUGACCUGUUAUUCAGUCGAAUAUGUGUGAAAUUUAACAAAUAUGUGUAGAAGGAGACACUGACCAGCAUCAUCUGAUUUUGUUAAAAAUAUCCCAAAAUAUCCCUGUUUCACCGGACUAUAUUUUAUGUAUUUAUUUUUCAAACCCGGCGUCAGACAGACGACACAAGACACCCUUCGCUUUUUCACCAACACACGUCUAACACUCUGCCUCUGUUCUAACAACUUUAAUGUAAAAGCCAGACUAUAGACAGGGUGGUGUGAAGCUAAGGAUGGAAUUACCAAAGCUUUUACCCCGAUACCUCUGGGACUCAAACCCUAAUCAUGUGGCUGAGGUGGCAGAGCCUGGGGCAGCAGUAGAAUUAUGACGAUUAUGGCAUGUUAGCACAUGUCUGAGAGUGGAGUGGACGGACAGACAGAUGAGUUCAUCAGUGGCAGGAUUAGUUAGCUCCCAUGCUGCUCUGUAACUACCACCCGGCCCUUGCUACGUCCUCGCACGCAGUGGCCUCUCAUUAAGAGCGAAGGGCGCAUAAUGAUCCGUGUGUGUGUGUGUGUGUCCAUGUGUGUGAGUUUUACCCUUUUAGGUUUAAAGUUUUAAAGGAAAUAAGGAGUGAACAUGUGUACACAGUGGACAGGAAGAAGGUAAAGGUUAGAAAGUGACACACGUCAAACUCCUGAAGGCACGACGUUCUCCUUCAGGACAGAGCGUUUGUAGAACUGUAGACAUCCAUGUUUGAUUAUCUGUAGCUCUGGUUGGCUUGAGUUUUACGAGACGUAGAUGAACAUGUUCAGUUUUAAUAGUUCUAUAGUUUCCACAAGUUGUCUGAUAACUUGUCAUUUAUUAACAGUAUCAGUCCGCAGAAGUCAGUCCUAUUAUGUAAAGACUUUGGGAUGGGAUGGUAUCGGUGUAUUGGUUUAAAUAUGACAAGUUGAGGCAAAACAGGCAUCAGGCAACAGUCGUCUUAGGCUAA